This is a messenger RNA of Myripristis murdjan (pinecone soldierfish), 1840 nucleotides long. RefSeq names its product germ cell-specific gene 1-like protein. Lineage: Eukaryota; Metazoa; Chordata; Actinopteri; Holocentriformes; Holocentridae. The transcript is spliced from 5 exons. The coding region runs from base 248 to 1144 and encodes 298 amino acids. Gene Ontology annotation, cellular component: plasma membrane. The record is from RefSeq and is a predicted model, not a curated record.
GUCCUAUAGGCUGCGCUCCUGUGGCACCGCGUGUGAAAAAGUCUAGUGAGGGACCGGGACGCACGAUGGCACACAGCUGAGCUCAGACUGACGCCUUCACAUCACUGGACAUUUUAGGGGGAAACUUGGGAGUGCCAAAUGAGAAUUUCACCUUACUUGAAAAUUAGCCUCCGCAAGUGCGCAUCUUCCAUCUUGCACCCAUGAACUUUUUGGUCCCAUCUGCCCUGUUUUAUCCUCCUCGCGGACAAUGAAGACGACUCGCAAAUGCAGGACACUGCUCUCUGUCGGCCUGAAUUUUUUCGCCCUCUUUUUUUCAAUAACCGCGUUUAUCACAACUUACUGGUGUGUGGGCACCCAGAGAGUCCCCAAGCCAAAGUGCAGCAAGCUGCGGACGCACCAGUGCAUAGACUACGGGGUGAACGAGACCGACCCAAACAAAGUGGUGUACAGCUGGGAGACCGGGGACGACAGGUUUCUGUUCCGCCAGUUCCACACCGGCAUCUGGUUCUCCUGUGAGGAAAAUAUCCACGAUGAAAGUGAGAGAUGCCGAAGCUUCAUCGAUUUGGCCCCUGCAUCUGAAAAAGGGAUCCUGUGGCUGUCGCUGAUUUCUGAGAUGCUGUACAUUGUUCUGCUGGUGGUGGGCUUCAGCCUCAUGUGUUUAGAGCUGGUCCAUUCCAGCAAUGUAAUCGACGGACUCAAGCUCAAUGCCUUUGCCGCCGUCUUCACCGUGCUCUCAGGUCUACUGGGCAUGGUGGCUCAUGUGAUGUACACACAGGUCUUUCAGGUCACCGUCAGUCUCGGUCCGGCUGACUGGAGGCCCUACAACUGGGACUACGGCUGGUCCUUCUGCAUGGCCUGGGCGUCCUUCACCUGCUGUAUGGGCGCAUCGGUUACCACCCUCAACUCCUACACGAAGACCGUCAUUGAGUUCAGGCACAAACGCAAGACCUUUGAGCAAAACAUCCGGGAGGAGCAGGCACGCGAGGCUUUUGGAUAUUUCCGGGAACGGUCUGUGCAGUCUAUCUCCAAGUCUGUGGAAGUUUACGGGGGCCAGACGCCCAAAAGCGGCAGGCGUACACCUAUACCUGCUGCCUCCAUGGACGUGAAUGACAUCCCAGCAUCCUUAGGGGAAGAGCAGUGCUGAGCGGGACAGAGCAGGGGAUGGUGAGAACUUGAUGGAUGAAGCCCAUCUCUGAUCUGCGUUGAGUUUGGGAUGAAUAUCUCAACGGAUUUCAGGCCACAUCAGCAGCUCCGUCUGAUACAUUUCAACACUGCCUUAACUGAAGCAGGAAAUCCACUUGCUAUGGGUGUGUUGUUGGUAGUCAUGAAGCUUUGAGUCCCAUCAGGUUACAGCUGGGAAGCCCAACCCACUGAGAGGUAGAGCAGUGGACAGAUACAAAGAAUGAAAAGCUAUUCUUUCUGUAAGUUACUGCAGUGUAAAGGUUGAAAAUGUUGUAAGUGAACUCCUAAAAACAUACAAUGAACGUCUUUUUUGCAUGCUAAUAGCCUUAUUAAACAUGAAAUAUAUGUAUUUAAUGCAAUGUAAAUCAUUGUCUAUUUACAGUGACGGAGUUAGAGCUGGUAUUCAUGAAUUACAGAAUAAACCGCAAGUAUGUGUUGUGAAUUCUGUGCCUAGGCUACAUGUAUCAACUUAUAUUGAACAAUUUAUUGUUGGAAAAAAAGCUGUGGCGUGUGGGUGUGCAGUGCUUUUAUACACACAAUCCCUAAAUGGGCAUUUGCAACUCAAACACAGGUCCAUUGUGGGCCAGUAUAAAGGUACUCCUCAAUGAAAAUUGCAAUACAAGGCUUUUGCUAUGAAACCUCAUAUAAACACAAACAG